Messenger RNA from Salmo salar (Atlantic salmon), 1785 nucleotides. The record is from RefSeq and is a predicted model, not a curated record. Lineage: Eukaryota; Metazoa; Chordata; Actinopteri; Salmoniformes; Salmonidae.
AUCGACCCUGAUCUCUCUGUUAAACUAAAUAAUCUGUCUUUCGCAGGAGAGAGACCAGACUCAGAGGAACCAGAGCCAGAGGUGUCCAAACCAGCAAGACGACUCCACUGCUCUCUGUGUGGAAAUAGUUUCACCCGGUUAGACAGCCUGAAACGACAUGAAAGAACACACACAGGAGAGAAGCCUCAUCACUGCUCCCACUGUGGAAAGCGAUUUAGCCAGUUAGUGAACCUGAAAGAGCAUAAUAAAUUGCACACAGAGGAGAAGCCUUACCAUUGUUCCCUGUGUGAACAGAGUUUUAAACGGUUAGGGCACCUGAAAAGACAUGAGAGAACACACAUAGGAGAUAAGCCUCAUCACUGCUCCCAGUGUGGAAAGAGUUUUACCCGAUUAGAACACCAGAAAGAACAUGAGAGAACACACACAGAAGAGAAACCUUUUCAAUGCUCCCAAUGUGGAAAGAAUUUCACACGUUUAGAACACAAGAAAGAACAUGAGAGAACACACACAGGAGAGAAACCUUUCCACUGCUCACAGUGUGGGAAGAAUUUUACCCGGUUAGGGAGCCUGAUUGAGCAUAAGAAAAUUCACACAGGAGAGAAACCUUUCCACUGCUCACAGUGUGGGAAGAAUUUUACCCGGUUAUGGAACCUGAAAACGCAUAAAAGAAUGCACACAGGGGAGAAGGCUUACAAUUGCGCCCAGUGUGGAAAGAGUUUUAGGUGGUUAUGGAACCUAAAGGAGCAUGAAAGAAUACACACUGGAGAGAAGAUUUACCAAUGUUCUCAAUGUGGAAAGAGUUUUACCUGGUUAGGUGACCUGAAAAGACAUGAGAGGACACACACAGGAGAUAAGCCUCAUCAAUGCUUCCAUUGUGGAAAGAGUUUUACAGAGUUAGGUAGCCUGAAAAAACACAGGGGACUGCACACCGGAGAGAAGCCAUACCACUGCUCCCAAUGUGAAAAUGCUUUUACCCAGGUAAGACAUCUGAAAAGACAUGAGAGGACACACACAGGAGAGAGGCCUUUCCACUGCUCUCUGUGCAGAAAUAGUUUUUCAGAGUUAGGGAAUCUGAAAAGACAUGAGAGGACACACACAGAAGAGAAGCCUUAGCAAUGCUUUCAAUGUGGAAAGAGAUUUACCCUAGUUGGGAGCAUGAAAAUACAUAAGAAAAUUCAUUCUGGAGAGAAGCCUCAUCAAUGCUCUCUGUGUGGAAAGAGAUUUACCUGGGUAAGGCGACUGAAAGAACAUGAAAUAAUCCAGACCUGAUAAAAUGUUCUCAAUACUCCCAGUGUGGAAAGAUAUUUACCCAGUUAGGGAAUGACCAUGAGGGAACACACAGACAAGAAGCCUUACCACUGCUCCCAGGGUGGAAAGAGAUUUCAAAUCACAUUGACCUAAAGUUCAUGAGAGCACACCCUCUGCUCCGACAUUUGACUUCUAUUUUUUAAAUGUGUUUUUUUAUUCCACAUGAACUAAAUUAUUUAUUUAUUUAAUUAAUUACCAUGAAUUGAAUAUAUAGUAUGUCUGUUUAAAUGUAGAGUAUGUCAGUCUGAAUGAAGACACUCUCAAACUCUGUCUCUGUGUGUUUUCUCUGUGUGUGUUUCGUCUGAGUGUCAUUCCUCCAGCACUACAGAUAAUCAAGUGAUAUUUGGAUGUGAUGCAUUUGCUCUAUUGUUUACAUCUGUAUCCUAUAGAGUGGCUAUAAGGGAAUAGUCUGUUCACAUCUAGACAGGACAUACAGGUAGUGGAGGAGUAUUAAUACCUGGGUGUUGUUCAGGGACA